This is a messenger RNA of Metarhizium robertsii ARSEF 23, 360 nucleotides long. RefSeq lists its product as uncharacterized. Lineage: Eukaryota; Fungi; Ascomycota; Sordariomycetes; Hypocreales; Clavicipitaceae. Gene Ontology annotation, biological process: telomere maintenance; DNA repair. The transcript has 2 exons. The record is from RefSeq and is a predicted model, not a curated record. Bases 1 to 360 code for a protein of 119 amino acids. Gene Ontology annotation, molecular function: DNA helicase activity.
AUGGCGCUGGGCCGUGAAGUCGCAGACUUGUUUACGCUGAACAGGCUGCAACGCCCUGCCCAUCUGAUGGAAGAUGGAAACGAUGGGGAUCAAUAUUUGGAGUACGUUAGUGGAGAGGGCGGCACGGGAAAGUCCCGCGUAAUAGACGCAGUAAGGAGAGUACUAGAAGAGAAGAACAAACCGGGUGUAAUCAUGGUCACAGCCACGUCAGGAUCUGCAGCGGCCGAGAUCAGCGGCACUACUAUACACUCCACUCUGGGAAUUGUGCCGACCGGGACCGACGGCAAUGCGGUGGAAAAAGGUGACUCACUCGAGGCGCAUAUCAAGACGCGCAAAAAGCGUGGCGAUGGCAGAGAGUGA